AAUCAUCGGAUCCCCCGAUAUACCCGAUCAUAUAAAAGAAACCGACUAACCACCACAAAACGAGAUUUCCCUUCUCUUAGGAGCCUCGCCGGAGCUAGAAGAAAGAGUUCCCCGAUUCAGCUGCCAGGCAAGGCAAUUGGGCACCGUCGCUGGGCGCACUUUGAGCGAGCAACGAAGGAGAAGAAUCAGUUGUUGUUUUGGGCGGUGGGGGGGAAUUAAAGGCGCGGAAGUAUAGGACUGUGCGCGUCAAAGCGUGCUGCUCCGGCGGCGGAGAGAGUCUCUUCGGGUGAUGUGGUGAAGAGACUCUCCCAGCAGCCGGCAGCAGCACAAUCGCGGCCAGCAGCUGUGGUUGCUACUGCUGCUGCUGCUAAUCCAGCUUCGAUUUCGGCGUCGACGACGUUUGGAGCAUCUCCGGGGGGUCUAUCUCCGUCGAGAUCGCAGAAGAUGAAGGGGCUGUUCAAGCACAAGCCUCGCACUCCUGCUGAUAUCGUACGCCAGACCCGCGAUCUCCUCGCCUAUGUCGACCGCUCUUCCUCCUACUCCACCGAUUUGCGCGGCGACGUCCGGCGCGAAGAGAAGAUGGUGGAGUUAGCUAAAAAUAUGAGGGAGUUGAAGACGAUUCUUUAUGGCAACAGCGAGGCGGAACCAGUAGCAGAAGCUUGUGCACAGUUGACGCAAGAGUUCUUCAAAGAGAAUACACUCCGCCUUUUCAUUAUCUGUCUUCCAAAGCUAAAUUUGGAGACCCGAAAAGAUGCCACUCAAGUUGUUGCUAAUUUACAGAGACAACAAGUUCAGUCUCGUCUAAUUGCUUCUGAUUAUCUGGAAAAUAAUACAGAUCUCCUGGAUAUUCUAAUAGUUGGUUAUGAUAAUCCAGAAAUGGCUUUACACUAUGGUGCAAUGUUGAGGGAGUGUAUACGUCACCAGUGUGUUGCAAAAUAUGUCUUGCAGUCUCCAGAAAUGAAGAGAUUCUUUGAGUAUAUACAGCUCCCUAAUUUUGAUAUCGCUGCUGAUGCUGCUGCAACUUUCAAGGAACUCCUAACAAGACAUAAAUCUACUGUGGCUGAAUUCUUAUCAAACAACUAUGACUGGCUAUUGGGAGACAUAUUACUGGACCGGUCAAACUCACGUGUGAUGACAACCUACGUGAGCUCGAGGGACAACUUGCGGAUACUCAUGAACCUGCUUCGACUCUUUGCGGCUAAUCAAAACAAACCUGCAGAUAUUGUGAGCAUACUUGUAGCGAACAGAAGCAAGCUUCUUCGUUUGUUUGCCGACUUCAAGCCAGACAAAGAUUCGCUCAAGGAGUUCCUGGAGACCGCAGUUGAUGCAGCUAAGAAAGCCGGGGAGGUGAUACGUAAAGGGUUCUACCAGACCAAACAAGUGGAGCAUAAAGGCUCGGUUGACUUAGUCACAGAAACUGAUAAGGCGUGUGAAGAUCUUGUUUUCAAUCUUCUCAAGGAGCGCUACCCCACUCAUAAAUUCAUUGGUGAAGAAACAACUGCUGCCUAUGGUGUUACAGAGCUGACUGACGAACCAACAUGGAUUGUGGAUCCUCUUGAUGGAACAACCAACUUCGUCCAUGGCUUUCCCUUUGUUUGCAUUUCCAUUGGCCUUACGAUUGGGAAGGUCCCCAAAGUUGGUGUUGUCUACAACCCAAUAAUGGAGGAGCUAUUCACAGCCAUCCAUGGGCAUGGUGCUUUUCUGAAUGGGAAUCCAAUUAAAGUAUCUUCCCAACCUGAGCUUGUGACGGCUCUUCUAGCGACAGAGGUUGGAACAAAACGUGAUAAGGGAACAGUGGAUUUUACCACAAACAGAAUCAACAGCUUGCUUUAUAAGGUUCGAUCUCUGAGGAUGAGUGGCUCUUGUGCAUUGAAUCUCUGUGGAGUUGCAUGUGGACGGCUCGAUUUGUUCUACGAAACUGGAUAUGGCGGCCCAUGGGAUGUGGCAGCUGGUGUUCUCCUAGUUGAAGAAGCUGGUGGACUUGUAUUUGACCCAUCUGGUAAAGCAUUCGACAUCACAUCGCAGAGAGUUGCAGCAUCAAACUCACUCCUAAAGGAUGUAUUCGUGGAAGCUUUGGCCCAAUCAGGGUGAGCAGACGGUGAAAAAUAUGAUCAAGGGUAGUUGGUUGGUUGGUUGGAUGGUUGGUUACUGAAGACCAUCUACUUUUCCUAAUCUUAUUUCUAAAGACCUAGUCAUGGUGAACUCGUUGAUGUCAUCGUUAGGCUAUUGAAAAUUACGUCUAGGUCGACAAUUGACAUUUGAUAUUCGAUCUUUGCCAUUAGACUAUGGAAUUAUAUGUCUCGCUCAACUCUAGUGUUAUUCGAACUCAAUUUCAGUACCCGAUGUAAACACGUAUGGACGUGUUCGAUAACCAAAUUGGUAUGUAAUCCAAUGGAGAUUCAGCUUAAAUAUGAGCUAUAGUUCAUGAUUAUGACAUGGAAAUGGUGAGGAAGAAGCAGUGGGUAUUAUUAGCUGCAUAGAAAGAAACAGAUACAUGUGGAAGCAAACCUAUAUGGCUAUAUCCUGCACCAGGUACAACAUGGAAACUUCCUCUACAUGAAAAAUCAAAGUGCCCUUCCCUAUAAAUAAACAUUUGCAAUAAGUUAACAAACAAACGUUACAAUUUGAAUGAGACUGUAAGAAGAAGAAUAAGGGAUGGAAGGUCAAUUAUCUGAACAAAACCACAUCUGUUGUUCCUAAGCUCCAUUGCUACUCCUCUGUGGUUCCUGCUUGUCACCAUUAUCUCUCUCUGACCUCCUCCUCUUCACGGUGAUGUACCAGGUUGAAGCUUCCAGCCACACGGCGCUGAAUCCCAGCGCGACGAUCACACCAAUAUAAGCAUUCUUCCAUUUCUUGCCAGGCUGCAGGAUUUCAAACCCUUUGAAUAUGUUGAUGACAGUCAGAGUGAUGACAGCAUACCCAAUUGUGUGGUGGUAUAUGUUCCAGUAGAAUCUGUACUUGUGAUCUGGUUUUGGCCUUAGAAACAAAGCAAACACCUGAAGGGUUCCAAGGCAGAAGAGACCGAUCCCAAUCGUUCGAUGUGUACUGUAGACGAUGCUUGGAGACUGGCUACCAAGUUGCAACCCGGUGAUCCAGCCAGCGAUUCCGAUGAUAUAGGCCAUGGAUUGGCAACUAAGAUGAAGGUAAAACCAAGCAGGGCCAGUUGAGCUGAAAACUUUGAGGUACCUUGCUGUCAAAGCUCCAAUUGGCAUCAUAAUUCCCCAACUCACUACAUUUAUCACCCCAUGGAUAUUUCUCUUCCUCAUCCGAUCAUCACCACCGCCACCGCCCGCAGAUUGUCCGGACAGCAGAUUCAGAGUCGCCGCCGCUCUCACAUUACCCCCACUCGUCGAGUGCUGAAUCGGCUUACCCGCGUCCACCGGCCCGUCCUGCCAGACAUGGUUCAGGCUCGUGGUGUUCUCCUUCAGCCGAAUGUAAGCAAAGAUGACGAUCUCUUGCUCCCCUGCCGAAUACUCCGCUGUAACGUCCCUCACAUCGACGCUGAGCUUCGCCUCGAUUAGAGACGUGGAGUAGUCGUUGACUGGGGAGGUGUAGGCGGUGAGCUGGCCGUCUCGAUGGUAGGCGACGAGAGCUUGCGAACCGAUCAUGGCAGGGGCGGAAGGGUUGAUUGCCCAGGCGACCCACGUGGAGGCAGGGGAGCUGAUUCCUGCGUGUCGGUAGGCGAUUUGGAGGACGCCGGUGGAUUGGUCGUAGUCCCAGUGGAGGAAGGAGUCGAGGUACGGGAGGUCGACGCAUGAAGGGAAGACUCUGUUUUGGGAGAAGGUGUGGGUUGAGCAUUUGGAUGACGCAGGGGAAGAAGAAGAAGAAAAAACAGGGGAGGUUGCUUGGAUUAGAAGAAAGGUGAAAAACAGAGGGAUUUUGGGAUUCAGGGUAGCCAUUGUGUGCUUAUGUUUAGUUGGUUGUUCAAGGCCACAAAAUCUUCUUCUUAAGCAAUAGGAAAAGACUCUUAGUAGGAACAAAUUUUGCUUCUUCGAGUGUUGCUCACCAUUGGCAGAAUGGAGAAAGUGGAGAAUGUUGUCUGAGCUUGUGUUUUGGGGAGAUGGGUUGUGGAAAAGGAC
Linum tenue is the source of this 4079-nucleotide messenger RNA. NCBI's taxonomy places the organism in Eukaryota, Viridiplantae, Streptophyta, Magnoliopsida, Malpighiales, Linaceae. The record is from the annotation of a GenBank genome assembly.